Messenger RNA from Rhinocladiella mackenziei CBS 650.93, 357 nucleotides. RefSeq lists its product as uncharacterized. NCBI's taxonomy places the organism in Eukaryota, Fungi, Ascomycota, Eurotiomycetes, Chaetothyriales, Herpotrichiellaceae. The record is from RefSeq and is a predicted model, not a curated record. The coding region runs from base 1 to 357 and encodes 118 amino acids. The transcript has a single exon.
AUGGAUUGUAUUGAAGCUUGGAGCCCGGAAAUGGUGUCUCACAGUCUAACACCUAGCAUCCGGGACCAAAUUCUAAAAACCCUCAUCAGAACAUGCAACCAUGAUAAUGUUAUUGAUGUUAUAUCAUCUUUCCCAGCUGUCGAGUUGUUGGACAGGCCGCUCAAGUCGUAUCUUACGAAACAAGCCGUCAUGGCAGACUCCUGGAUACAUAUUCCCACCUUCAACGUGAAUGAGGUUCGCUUGGAACUGGCCAUUGGUUGUCUGGCAGCCACUGCUACACUAUCUUCGAGCCGAUCCGCAUAUGUCUGGGAUUUUGCGUCCUUCCAAGGAAGCGAUAACAGCCUAUAUAUGGUCUGA